Messenger RNA from Drosophila miranda, 689 nucleotides. RefSeq names its product antennal-specific protein OS-C (gene Os-C). The coding region runs from base 22 to 495 and encodes 157 amino acids. NCBI's taxonomy places the organism in Eukaryota, Metazoa, Arthropoda, Insecta, Diptera, Drosophilidae. The record is from RefSeq and is a predicted model, not a curated record. The transcript has 2 exons.
GCACUUUGUCAAGUUUAAACAAUGGGCUUUCAUGGGAGACGACAGAUGCUGCUAGCUUCCUUCCUGCUGGUGCUGCUACAAGUGGGGCUCCAGACGGAGGCCAGGCCACAGGAAGUGAUCACAGUUGCUGCAGAGGAGAACGAGACCAAGGUGGUGAUCAAAAAGGAGGGCGGCGAUGGUGAUGGGGAUGGCGAUGAUGACGAUUCAUCCUCCGAGGAAACAGUCGAGGACUCCGAAGAGACUGCACGCAGACGUCGCGAGGUCGGCACGGAUGAUGCUUUGUUGCCACGCGCGGGAAUUCCAGGUUUGCCAGACCCGGCCACCAUUAUCAAGAUCGUUGAGCUUUUUCAAUCCGUAGGCCAGCAAAUCGUCCCAAUUCUGCUGGAGGCUGUUCUACCUAGCCCGGACGCAGUAGGCGAUCGCAUAGCCAGGUCCCUCCAGUUUUUGAACAACUUUAAGAGCAGCUUGGAUGGGUUUUCCGAGGAGAGGAAGUAAAAUUCACAUUCUAUCGCUGUAAAAAGGCUAACAUUUGAAGAACUGAGCUGGUGACUGCGGUGAUUUUGCAACCCAACCCUCAGAUAGAUGCAGAUUUGGGCAAUAAUAGAGAGUAGCUUAGAAGCUCACGGUUUGUGAUAAGUUUUAUUUGCUUUAUUUGCGUAUAAAUAUUAAAUUGUGUCCUGGAAAAUACA